Penicillium samsonianum is the source of this 1011-nucleotide messenger RNA. Its product is annotated as Short-chain dehydrogenase/reductase SDR. Bases 1 to 1011 code for a protein of 336 amino acids. The transcript has 2 exons. The record is from RefSeq and is a predicted model, not a curated record. NCBI's taxonomy places the organism in Eukaryota, Fungi, Ascomycota, Eurotiomycetes, Eurotiales, Aspergillaceae.
AUGUCCUCCACAGCCAAGAACCCGAACCAAUCUCGCCCGAGCGCAAACCAGCUGAAGCAUCUGUACUCGCAGGCCAGAAACCCGCCGAAGGAUCCGCAAACUUCGUACAAGGGAAAGACGGUCUUGGUCACCGGCGCCAACACUGGUAUUGGAUAUCAUGCCGCGGUCAAAUUUGCUGCUUUGGGGGCAUCGCCGCUCGUUAUUGCCGUCCGCACACAGGAGAAAGGCGAGGCCACAAAGGCCGCCAUCAUCCGCGAGACCGGCAAUGAGAACAUUGUUGUCAUCCCGGUAGAUCUUUCGACGUUUGAUGCCGUGAAGGAAUUCGCCGCAAAGCUGAACAAACAAGUCCCCAAGCUUGAUGUCGCACUCCUCAAUGCGGGUCUUGCCAUGCCCAGCUUUACAAAAGGGCCCGGAGAUUACGAGAUCGCAUUGCAAGUCAAUGUGCUCUCCACGGCGUUAAUGGCGUUGCUUAUUCUCCCCAAGCUCCGGGAAACGGCCGCCGCUAAUGCAAUCCCGUCUCACCUCACGUUCACAACGAGCAAGGGCUACCAGGACGUUGAGGAGUCGUGGCUCGAGUCAGACAAGACCUUGAUUGACCAACUCAACAGCGAGGAGGGAUGGUCCGACCAAAGACACUACUUGAUGGUCAAGCUGGCCACCAUGUUCGCCUUGCAGGGUGUGGCGGACCGACACAGCGACAACCAGGUUAUUAUCAACGCGGCGUGUCCGGGGUUCUGCAAGACGGAUCUUGGCCGGAACUUCUCACUGGUUUCCAAGGUUUUCAUGGGUCCAAUCCAGUACUUCGUUGCGCGAACUGCCGAAUACGGAAGUCGAUCCCUUGUCAGCGCGACUACCCUGGGCCUCGGGAGCAUCGGGAAGCUGUGGCAUGACGAUGAAGUCCUCGAACCAAGCAAGCUGCAGGCCAGCGAGAGGGGCGUCGAAUUGUACCGAGAGACGUGGGGCCAGAUCUUGACCAUCUUGCGCAAACACAUUACCUCCAAGGAUGUUUGA